UAUCCGAUUAAUCGUCAGAGUAGUUGAUUACUGAAAUAACCGUUGCAGCCCCACUAAGCCUGACCUUUGGACUUUAUUAGUGAAACAUUUUGUUUUUGGGUUCUAAAAAUGAACUCGCCCCGUGUUUCUAGUAAAAGAGACCCAAAAGGUGCUGAUUAGAACUCCGUUACCAGAUUAAAGCCGGUCUGGGUUUCAUAAAUAUCACCUAUAAAGACGGAUGAAGGGUUCUGGUCUCCAGAAUUACAGAGCAGCCUGCGGUUCUGGAUCAGAUCAGAGUCCUGCGGCCCGGGGCGGUGGGUUCUGGUGGCUCCAGGGUUCCCGGUACCGCCCUCUCUGGGUUCGGGUUUCAGGCCGCCCUCGCUGCGGAGGAACCGCAUGUUCUGUCCGGGUUCGGACGGCGGUGGCGCGUUUCCGGGAGGAAACAACAAAAACAAACCAGUUCCUUUGUUUGAACCCGGAGCGGCACGCGACUCUCACCGGUACCAACAACCGACCAAUCAGAGGCGGCGCGAGGAGAGACUACCGGAGCGCGCGCGCUCAGCGGGCAGAGAGGAGAGUCCCGGAGGAGGAAUGGAGCUGGUUUCUAACUGGUUUUAAUGGUUAAACUGGGUAGGCUACAGAGCAGGAGGGUUCGUCUGACCGGCUAGAGCUUCACAGCAUGUCAGGAAACUGGAUUGUACCCGGAUGAACACUGGGAGCACUGGGAGCACUGGGACUGGAAAACCUCCCUGUUCUGUAACCUCAGGAAGGAGGAUGCUGGUUCUGGUUCUCCUGUCCGGGUUCUGGAUGUUGAUCCAGGGACAGAGUCUGGACCAUGACAGCUGGACCGACCAGGCGGUGCUGUCCGACGGCCUCUGUCACUAUGGCAACGGCGUGGAGUGCUGCUGGGGCUGGAGGCGGACGGGGCGGGGCCGGUGUCAACCUGAUUGUCAGCAGGGCUGCAAACAUGGAGACUGCGUUGGACCAGACAGCUGCAAAUGUCACCCAGGAUACACCGGAAAAGCCUGUAACCAAGACCUGAACGAGUGCGGAGUGAAGCCGCGGCCCUGUAAGCACCGCUGCAUGAACACGGCCGGCAGCUUCAAGUGCUUCUGCCUGGACGGCUUCGCCCUGCAGCCAGAUGGCAGCUGCAGGAAUGUGCGGACCUGUUUCCAUGCCAACUGCCAGUAUGGCUGUGAGGUGAUGAAGGGCGAGGUGCGGUGCACCUGUCCGUCUCCAGGGUUACGGCUGGGCCCGGACCGCCGCUCCUGUGUGGACAUCGAUGAGUGCGCGCUGGGCGCCGCCUGUCCGCGCCGCAGGAAGUGCGUCAACACGUUCGGGAGCUUCUUCUGUAAAUGCCACCUGGGCUUCAAGCUGAUGUUCAUCGACGGGCGCUACGCCUGCAUCGAUAAAGACACUCGGCCGUUCUGCUCCCUGAAUCCUUCCUCUCCAAAGUGUCGGUGUAAAGAUGGCAGCUGCAAAGGGAUCCUCAGAGUGACUUUAGAGCCACACAGACCCAGAACUACAACUCCCACCACCACCACUGUUCCUACCACUGUUCCCACCACCACCACUGUUCCCACCCCCGUUCCCACCACCACUGUUCCCACCACCACCACUGUUCCCACCACUGUUCCCACUACAACCACUGUUCCCACCACCACCACUGUUCCCACCACUGUUCCCACUACAACCACUGUUCCCACCACUGUUCCCACCACCACUGUUCCCACCACCACUGUUCCCACCACCACCACUGUUCCCACCUCCACCUCUGCUUCUACCACCGUCUCCUCUACCGCUUACCAAACUACUGCUGCCUUGACAACCACUGUCAUAGCAACCACCUCAAUGGCUACCUCUACUGUUGCUAUGACAACCAGAUCCCCAAUCACACAGCCUGCAACGACUGUCCCAACAACUCCGCCCACCGUGCCAGCUACCGCCGCUCCGACCACACCCACACCUCUUCCUGCUACCGCCGCUACGACUGCUGCUGAGCCUACGGUUGCUAUAGCAACGACGACGCUGCCCUCCAGCACCGGCGCCGUGGUGACGACAACGCUGAACAACCGGAUCAACAAGGACGUGACGCAGAGACAGAGAGGAGACGUUCACAUUCCUCGGCAGCCUGGACAGAACCACGUCUGGGAGUUUGACAUCGAGCUGGGGAACACGGCCCAGGACGCUCAGGACGACCCCGCGGCCGGUGAUCUGCGCUGCAGCUUCAGUCGUGGCGUCUGCAGCUGGAUCUCUGAGCGAGACGGAGAUCUGUCCUGGGAAUCUGUGGACGCUCCUGCAGGUGGGCGGUACCUGUCGGUCCCGGAGCUGAAGGAGGGCCAGCGCAGCGUCCGAGGCGCCCGAUUGGCCGUCCAGAUUCUCCCUCCGUGGAACCGUGGCGACGCCUGCUUCUCCUUCUCCCAUUGGCUGACGGGGCGUCAGGUGGGAGUCCUGCAGCUAUUCGUCCGCAAGAAAGGACGGGACCAAAGGUAUGGCUCCGCCCUCUGGAGCCGGACAGGUGGGCAGGGGUGGAGGCAGACACAGGUUACCUUGGAGACGCAGUCAGUGGACAAAGUGCUGCUGAAGGCCGAGCGAAGACCCGGACGACGAGGCCAGAUUGCGGUUGAUGAUGUCACACUGAGACGAGGGGCGUGCCGAUGACAUCAUCAGUGGGAUCUCAUUUAAAGGGCCGGUCUGCUGUUUUCUAAUUGGAUAGAAACUUUUCCAUCUCUGGCUGCAGAUCUCGAUGCUCAGAUCAGAUUUAUUUAUUUAUUGUUUGGUCGUUUGCAUUACUUUUAAAAUGUCGCCUCCUGCUGACCUCAGAGUCACCUGAGGUCAGCAGGAAGCGGUGAGGAGGAAGAGCCAGCGGUCGGUGAGGUCGAGGCGUUUUCUUACCCCUCAGGUGUUGAAGCCGUUUACAGGUGGAGGGAAAAACUCCGACAGAACAGAAACGGCUUUAACGCUUCUUCCACCUUCACUGCCUCUGCUGUUUCCACGGUGAUUUUAAGUCCCGCCCUGUUUUGGUUCUGGUUCCUGUUUGGAUGAAAUAUGAUGAGUUACUGUGACUGAGCUCCCAUUGAUACAUUUUAUUUAUUUAAACCACAUUUCCAAACAGAUCAGAUUAAUAACAUAGAAACAGAAGUGAAAUCUGCUGAUAAUCCCUGUAAAUUCAUUAUUACAGAUUAUUGAUGUUGACAGUUUUCAGACCAAAUAGUUAAACAUUGUUAAAUAAUCUGUUUUAAAUAAUGUUUAUUCAUAACAUUGUACUGUAAUAUCCAAUGUUUAUGUAUAUAAAACUGUGAAAUAAUAAACCUGUUUCUCUUUUUAAUUAGCUCUUCUCUCAAAGUGAGUAUAAUUAUGUGAAUCUGAGCAAAUCUGGUGCUUUAUAUUCAUAUUUUACCUCAAAUUUAUGUGUUUUAUAUAAUAGGAACUAAAAUAACCAGUGUUUACUAAUUAAAUUAGUAAAUGUAAUACAAAUGCAAACAUUUUUAUAAUUUCUAAUAAACAAAUUGAUGCAAAACUUA
Molecule: messenger RNA, 3503 nt
Organism: Poecilia latipinna (sailfin molly)
Lineage: Eukaryota; Metazoa; Chordata; Actinopteri; Cyprinodontiformes; Poeciliidae
Product: nephronectin
Exons: 13
Coding region: 685-2640 (651 amino acids)
Cellular component (GO): membrane
Molecular function (GO): calcium ion binding
Source: RefSeq, a predicted model, not a curated record